AUGAAGCUUUUGGAGUUGUUCAUAACUUCGUCGAAACCAGUUGUGGAGAUUCUGUUGAUUACAUCAGUUGGAUUUUAUAUGGCUCUUGAUGGAGUCAAUCUUCUUGGCCAAGAUGCUCGCAAAUAUUUAAACAAUAUUGUCUUCUAUGUGUUUAGCCCUUCGCUUAUUGGAGGCCGUUUAGCUAAUAGGGUUACAUAUGAAGGCUUGGUGAAAAUGUGGUUUAUGCCGGUUAAUGUUCUGAUUGGUUCGUUACUCGGCUGGAUUGUUGUUGUCAUCACUAAACCUCCUUCGCAUCUUCGUGGUCUCAUUAUUAGUUCUUGUGCUACUGGUAAUUUGGGGAAUAUGCCACUCAUUAUAAUCCCAACGGUUUGUAAGGAAAAAGGAGGUCCGUUUGAAGAUCCUGAGAGUUGCCAGAAAUAUGGAAUGGGUUAUGUUGCACUCUCCAUGGCCAUUUUAUACCCACGCUACGCAUGGAUUUGUUUUAUCGAUAUGUGGGUUAUAUAUAUAUGGACUUGCUAG
This is a messenger RNA of Arabis nemorensis, 519 nucleotides long. NCBI's taxonomy places the organism in Eukaryota, Viridiplantae, Streptophyta, Magnoliopsida, Brassicales, Brassicaceae. The record is from the annotation of a GenBank genome assembly.